Lathyrus oleraceus (garden pea) is the source of this 330-nucleotide messenger RNA. RefSeq lists its product as uncharacterized. The coding region runs from base 1 to 330 and encodes 109 amino acids. The record is from RefSeq and is a predicted model, not a curated record. Lineage: Eukaryota; Viridiplantae; Streptophyta; Magnoliopsida; Fabales; Fabaceae. The transcript has a single exon.
AUGUCUGAUUCAGACCAUUUAAUACACAGUGACGCCGAUACCCACAAAUUCGCUGAUACUGGUGAUUUCGUCCAGCCCAAGAACACCAUGUUUCGAGGUUCCAAAUCGGAGUUUCAUCUCGCUCUUGCCGUCUCCAAUAUUAGGAACCGCAUUCCUAUUAUUCUUGAGAUGGAAAAAGAUCAAUAUGGUACCUGGGUCGAGCUUUUCUGCGUCCAUGCUCGCUCACAUCGAGUCCUGCAUCACAUCGUUCCAUCUAUCGGAAAAGAGCCAUCAGCUGUUACCGACGCCAACCAUGAACAAUGGUCCACUCUUAAUGCCACCUUUCUUUAG